This is a messenger RNA of Microthlaspi erraticum, 243 nucleotides long. The record is from the annotation of a GenBank genome assembly. NCBI's taxonomy places the organism in Eukaryota, Viridiplantae, Streptophyta, Magnoliopsida, Brassicales, Brassicaceae.
AUGGCUGCUACUGGUGUAUCUAACCAAGGCAUCUUUGGACUUGGAGCACUACGUAGUGAGGUUUUACUAGCUGGCGAAGCUUCUUCGAGUGCACCACAACUUGAAGAACCAGAGAUGUGUCCACAAAGGAUGCAAGAGAUGGAAACAGAGCUGAAAGAAAGCCGUGAAGAGAAUCUGCAAAUUCAGAGGAGACUUGAAGCUUUGGAGAAGAAACUUGAGAGUUUGGAAAGACAAAAUGCCUAA